Fonsecaea nubica is the source of this 1101-nucleotide messenger RNA. RefSeq lists its product as hypothetical. The transcript has a single exon. Bases 1 to 1101 code for a protein of 366 amino acids. NCBI's taxonomy places the organism in Eukaryota, Fungi, Ascomycota, Eurotiomycetes, Chaetothyriales, Herpotrichiellaceae. The record is from RefSeq and is a predicted model, not a curated record.
AUGACUGGACGGUACAUUCCCCCCGCCCUCCGCGCGAGAGGCGAUCAGCAAGUUGGCGAGGCCAGCAACCGCGAUAGAGACAUUGGCUCCACGCUGCCACCCUCCGGCCCGCGUGGAGGGUAUUACAGUCGACCACUGACGAGCAGAUCGGACGCUAUUCUGGACGGCGACGACCUCUGCUCUCCAAAGGAGAUUGACCGCCAUUUCUGGCAGAUCCGAGAGUACGAGGAUCCCGGGACCAGACAGAAGACGUUGCAUGAUUCGGCUGCCACGCCGGGGGUGGUGAGCUACGUGCUGCUGUUCAAGGACGCGAAUCCGCGAUGGGACGAGGAUGGAGUCAUCUUUACGAAAUCAAGUUUGGACUUGUUGCCUGCUGAUCUUGCAGAUAAGUCUAAGGAGAGAGGUGCUGCUGCUGCUGCGGAUGGGACUCUGGGUGUAAAUGACAAGGCCUCUUCAACCUCUCACGGCGACCGUCACGAGAACAGUGGUGGGAAUGAGACAUCCGGACAAGAGCACGGAGAGGCCCAACAACGACAACAAGGCGAUGUAGCAGCUACAUCUACCACCUCACCCAAAGCCGAAAAGCUACAACCACGCCCAGGCCCCAUUGCGGUCUUCAGUCAAGUCCGGCGCACUCAAUUCGACUCCUCACGCAGCUUCAAAUUCGCGGGGUACUACCGCAUCGUCCGUCUUUCCUUCCUCCAACCCCACUCACCCGACCUGGUCCGCAUGCUGGAGCAGAAGUGGAGCCUGAGAAAUCCGCGCACGGGACAGGUGAGGCAGAGACAGAGAGACCCGGGCGCGUGGCAGGAGAGUCUCAAGAUGAAGUGGGCUGUGGUCAAGUUUGAAAGGGACGAGGAGGCGAUGAAGAGUCUGGGGGAAUUGAAGAUUGAGAGGCUCGACGACGAUGACCAGGAGGCCGAGGGCGGUGAUGGGGAGGGAUUGUCAGGUGGCGCGAAUGGAGGACAUGGUCGGAGGAUGAGUGGCCGGAAGGGACAGAGAAAGGGGGUUAAUGAGAUGUUGCGGGAGUUGAGAAUGGGUGAUGGUGAGGCGAACAAGGAGAAGAAUGAGAGGGAGCAAGAAGAGAAAGGCACGGCCUGA